AUCGGAGCCAAUCAUUUGCUAUCAAACGUCACACUCCACCUCACCUCUGCAAGCCUGGUGUCAGUUCUGUGCAGUGCAGUGAUUUUGUUUCGAGAAAUUUUUGGAAUUUUAUUUUAUUUUUAUUUUUGACAAUGCGCGUAUGCGUGGUCGGCGCGGGCGCGGCGGGUUUGUGCGCGGCCCGCCAUCUGCUCUGUGAGCCUGGAGUCACCGUGGACGUGCUGGAACAAUCCGCACAGGUGGGAGGCACCUGGGUGUACACAGAGACGGUGGGAUACGACGACUUCGGGUUACCGAUACACACCAGCAUGUAUAAGAGUUUGAGAACAAAUCUCCCCAAAGAGAUCAUGGGUUUUCCUGACUUCCCGAUCCCGGAGUCGGACAAGUCGUACCUCCCAGCAAAGGACAUGCUCGCCUUCCUCCAGCUGUAUGCCGACAAGCAUGACGUCACGCCGCAUAUCAAAUUCCGUCACCACGUCCAGCUGAUCAUCCCCAAGCCGGUCCCUAGUGGGGAGGUGUGGGAGGUGACGUACAAGAGUCUGGAGACCGGAGUCCUGGAGACCAGGGAAUACGACUACGUGUUCGUCUGCAACGGUCAUUAUAACACGCCGUUCAUACCGAAUAUACCAGGGCUGAAGGAGUUUCAAGGCGACGUGAUGCACAGCCACGACUACCGCGUGCCCGAGGUGUUCGCUGGCAAACGCGUGCUGGUGGUGGGCGCCGGCCCCUCCGGCAUGGACAUCGCGCUGGAGAUUACCGCCGUCACGCCCAGGGUCGUGCUGUCGCAUCAUCUCCAGGAAACCCCCCGGACGGUGUUCCCGGACAACCUGGUGCAGCGGCCCGACGUGGAGAGGCUUGAGGGAGGGCGCGCCUACUUCCGCGAUGGCACAGAAGAGGAGAUCGAUGUCGUGUUCCUGUGCACUGGUUACCUGUACAACUUCCCGUUCCUGCACCCAUCCUGCGGGAUCUCCGUCCAGGACAACUGCGUGGAGCCGCUGUACAAGCACCUCGUGAACAUCCGACACCCCACCAUGUGCUUCAUCGGCGUGCCAUACUACGUCUGCGCGUUCGCCAUGUUCGACCUCCAGGUGCGAUACUACGUGCGAUCCAUGAACGGAACUUUCAAGCUGCCGAGUGAAGUGGAAAUGAUAGAACAUUGGGAGAGCGAGAAGCAGGAACGAGCGGCGCGCGGCUAUUCGCGGCGACAGGCGCACAUGAUGGGACCUGACCAGGAGCGUUACUACGCGUCCCUGGCAUCCGAAGCCAACACCAAGAACCUCCCGUCAGUGAUCACCAAGAUCCGUGAAGAGAGCUCCAUCAGGUUCCUCCACAACCUGCAGCAUUACAGACAGGACAAGUACAAGAUCAUAGACGAUGAUACCUACGAGAUAAUAAGUAAUGGCAAACGGGAGAUACUUUGUUGACCGUACUAGGAGAACAUGAUAGGAUAGGUAGUUUAUUUAGAUUAAGGUUAUUCAGGGUAAGGGACACAGGGUAAGAUGGUCGCUUUGGAGAAUCAUAUUAUAGUUCUUUUUUUUUUAUCGCAAAAU
This is a messenger RNA of Aricia agestis (brown argus), 1547 nucleotides long. It is a transcript of the gene Fmo-1, whose product is annotated as senecionine N-oxygenase-like. NCBI's taxonomy places the organism in Eukaryota, Metazoa, Arthropoda, Insecta, Lepidoptera, Lycaenidae. The transcript has 9 exons. The record is from RefSeq and is a predicted model, not a curated record. Gene Ontology annotation, molecular function: N,N-dimethylaniline monooxygenase activity; NADP binding; flavin adenine dinucleotide binding. Bases 132 to 1421 code for a protein of 429 amino acids.